GCCGCUACCUCUUCUGAUGCAAAUCGGUGAAGAGGUCUCAAAUUAAAUACGUUCAGAAGCAGAGCCGACCCCAUCUCUCCGCCAUCUCCAGUAACCGAUGCCCUCUCUCCCCAAUCUCCAGUAAUCAACGCCAUCUUCCCCCUCCCAAUCUUCUGUAAUCGACGCCAUCUCCCCCAUCUUUGAUAAUCGACACCAUCUCUGCUGAGCUCUCAUGAAUGGUUUUCUCUCUCUAGGUGUGCGACGCUGGAAGAAAAGUUUGUGCGCCCCCUUCAAAUUGAGAUUCCAAUUGAAUUUGUGGAUCAUUUUGGCUAAUUUUUUGUUCUUUUAGUGCGAAAUCAGAAGCAUUUUCAUAAUAUGAGAUUUCUGCAGAAGAUUUGGGGCUGAAUCAAGGUCAAUUGCAGAUUGAAAUCCUACGCAAUCACUAUUCAUCUUCAUGCUUCGAAGGUCCGAAUUCAUCUGUUUUUUUCCGAAUUGAAGGCCAAUUUUGAGGUAUUAUGAGCGAUCUGCUAAGCCUAUUUAGAUUCUAAAUUUUGUAUAUCAUUCCAAACAAAGAAUCCUGAUUAUUCGCUGAUAUUAGAAUUCGCAGCACUGUUGACAACGCGAGUGAGUAAACCAAUCCAGCGCAGAAAAAUAAUGUCGGGUAGAAGAUAUCUUAAUCAUAAACAUCAAGCCGGGCUGGAAGAAAGGUGCAAAGAUGAGCUCUCAAGCAUCAGUCCAUCAAAUUUUAUGUUCAUAAUGGCCGAGAAACCUGACAAAGUCUUCACACGUGAUGGGAAUGAUUUCUUAUCUUUAAUAGUCUAGUUGUUCUUCUCUUCAUCUCCAAUGUUUCACAUUGUUGUUUCAUUUUUCCUUGAUUUUAAUCAUUAAAUGAUGAAUGUUGAAUAUUUGUAAAGUUUAUUCCUAGCAAUUCAUCUUUUGAUGUACUCAUUGAUACAUAAAUUGGAUGCUUGAAACAAAACUAUUGAAAUUUAUAUUUUAAAAUAAUAUUCCAAACAAUUAUGAGAGACUCCACGAAGGACUGCAGGACUUGGAUGGCCGAGACGACGAUGCCAGCCUCCACGCUGUUCAGAGGAGGAGCCAUCGCCAUAAUUGACGCCAAAAAUCCGAUCUCCACUGCCGCCGUGAGGAGGGCCGCGGCUGCCACCGCCGCCGUGCUGGUUGCCGCUGAAGCUGCCGGCGUCCCGACCUUCCAGCAGUGCCGUGCUGCUGGUUCCGCCCAGUGGAGUCCUCUGUCGGUCGAGAAGGAGAAGAGCCGACCGCACUUGAAGAAAACUCGGCAAAGGAUCCUGAAAUUGGAGAAACGACGUUUGGGCUUGUAGAUCGUCGGGCAGGCCGCGCAGCAUCUGGAGUAUUAGUUGGUGCUCAGACACAGGGGCAUCGACGUCAUCUAACCAAUCUGCAAUAUUCCUCAGCUCUUGACAUCAUGCAGCCAUAGGGGUAGAUCCUUUGACGGUGGUGCGAAAUUGAUGCUCGAGUUGCAUGGCUCGAGCGUGCUUAUUGUCGUGA
Messenger RNA from Cuscuta campestris, 1506 nucleotides. Lineage: Eukaryota; Viridiplantae; Streptophyta; Magnoliopsida; Solanales; Convolvulaceae. The record is from the annotation of a GenBank genome assembly.